Messenger RNA from Penicillium verrucosum, 1092 nucleotides. RefSeq names its product N5-glutamine methyltransferase family protein. The record is from RefSeq and is a predicted model, not a curated record. Lineage: Eukaryota; Fungi; Ascomycota; Eurotiomycetes; Eurotiales; Aspergillaceae. Gene Ontology annotation, cellular component: mitochondrion. The transcript has 2 exons. Gene Ontology annotation, molecular function: methyltransferase activity; nucleic acid binding. Gene Ontology annotation, biological process: methylation. Bases 1 to 1092 code for a protein of 363 amino acids.
AUGCCCCGAAUCCCCUUUUCUGUCAUUAGAAAAGCACAACGGGAAAAUUAUCUUCUUCCUGUACUCCUCAAAGAAUGCCGCACAAUCGAUUCUGCUCGCAACGAACUUCGCUGGCUACGCGAGCGAGCAGUACGUGAUAGCCAGGCUCUUUCCAAAGAGGGAUGGAGAAGCCUCUUGAGAUCUAUGUGUCAGAUGCGAUCUAGAGGAUAUCCUCUCCAAUACAUCCUUGGAGAUCAACCAUUCGGUGACUUGGAAAUUCUUUGCCGCAGAGGCGUUCUGAUCCCAAGACCAGAAACUGAAUCAUAUACAUACCAAGCGGCCAAAUUAGUCCGUCAAAUGGCCCUGGACCGCAAUGACAAGUCCGAGUCUUCCAAUCAGACGAGAUCCUUGCGUGUCAUUGACCUUUGCACUGGCACAGGCUGCAUACCACUUCUUCUGCACGCAUUACUGGCCCCCCAUUUCCAGCUGGAGAUAACGGGAGUGGAUAUCAGUCCUACAGCCUUAAUACUAGCCCAGAAGAACCUCGAGCAUAACGUGAAAUUGAGCCAAUUGGCACCCACCGCAGGCACAGACAUCCACUUCUAUCGCGCCGAUGUCCUCGGACAUGGUAGUGACGAUUCAGUACCGUCCAUUGAGUCCAUACUCCAAACUCAACCCCCCAAUUUUGGAGGAUUGGACAUCCCAUCACCCGACCAAGAAAGUGAGUGUGACCUGUUAAUCUCCAACCCGCCCUACAUAUCCAAAAUGGAGUUCCGCAACGGCACCACUGCGCGCAGUGUACGGCGCUUCGAGCCAAAGCUGGCACUUGUACCUCCACACUCGGGCUCCGGGGUGGAAGACUGCAUGCCUGAGGAUAUCUUCUACCACCGCAUUCUCACUCUGGCAUUCAAGUUGAAGGCCAAGCUUACGGUGCUGGAGUGUGGGGAUUCUCACCAGGCCGAUCGAGUGGUUGCUCUUCACAAGCGACUUGCUUCUGCUGAAUCCGGUCAGUUUAGUGCGGAGGUCUGGCCGAGUCAAGAGCAGGAUUUGGCUGAGAAUGGGUUUCAUGCGACUGACGGAUCGCGGAGUGUUAUCAUACAGGCUCUCCGGUAG